AUGGCUUGUAGCUUCCACUUUGUUGCCUUGCUCCUCUUGCUCGUAUUCUUCUCCCUCUCUUCUGCUUCCGCAUCGGCCACCUCCGGGCACAGAACCGGCGGCAAUGCCACCGCUACCGCGACGCUGAGGCCAGGGCUCAAGCAGAGGAGGAUCAGGGCUCUCCUCAACAAGCUCAACAAGCCUUCUGUCAAGACUAUUGAGAGCCCAGAUGGCGAUUUCAUUGACUGCGUCCCGUCUCACCUCCAGCCUGCAUUUGACCACCCAAAGCUCAGGGGACAAAAGCCUCUGGAUCCACCGGAGAGGCCCAAGAACUACAACUCUACCAUUCCCGGAGAGAGCAGCGCGGGUGCGGUGGUGGUGCAGGCGUGGCAUGCCACAGGCGAGGCUUGCCCGGAAGGGACGGUGGCAAUGCGGCGGACGACGGAAAGAGAUCUGCUCAGGGCCAGCUCCCUCAGGAGGUACGGCAAGAAGCUGGCACGCCGGAGUACUCGGCGUGAUUCCACCAGCAGUGGGCAUGAGCAUGCAGUUGGAUAUGUGAAUUCUGAGAAAUACUAUGGGGCCAGAGCUAGUGUUAAUGUGUGGUCACCCAGGAUAGGUGACCCCUCUGAGUUCAGCCUGUCACAGAUCUGGGUCCUCUCUGGCUCCUUCGGCAAUGAUCUCAACACCAUUGAAGCUGGAUGGCAGGUAAGCCCUGAGCUGUAUGGGGACAGUAAUGCCAGGUUCUUCACUUACUGGACAACUGAUGCGUAUCAAGAGACCGGGUGCUACAACCACAACUGUCGCGGCUUCGUCCAAACGACCAACAAGAUCGCCAUCGGCGCAGCUAUCACGCCAGAAUCGGUGUACAACGGCAGGCAGUUCGACAUUACUCUGAUGAUAUGGAAGGAUCCCAAGCACGGGCAUUGGUGGCUGGAGCUCGGCCCAGGUGUCGUCGUGGGCUACUGGCCGUCGGGCCUGUUCACCCACCUGGCACACCACGCGAGGAUGGUGCAGUUCGGCGGCGAGAUCUUCAAUGCAAGGCCGACGGGAUCUCACACGGCGACGCAGAUGGGCAGCGGGCACUUCCCCGGCGAGGGGUUCGACCGCGCCGCCUACUUCCGGAACCUGCAGGUGGUGGACUGGGACAACAGCAUCAUCCGGGCGUCCAACCUGAAGCUCCUCGCUGACCAUCCCGGGUGCUACGACAUCCACGGAGGGUUCAACAGCUACUGGGGCACAUACUUCUACUAUGGAGGGCCAGGGAGAAACGUGAAAUGCCCCUGA
This is a messenger RNA of Lolium rigidum, 1263 nucleotides long. RefSeq lists its product as uncharacterized. Bases 1 to 1263 code for a protein of 420 amino acids. The record is from RefSeq and is a predicted model, not a curated record. The transcript has 7 exons. NCBI's taxonomy places the organism in Eukaryota, Viridiplantae, Streptophyta, Magnoliopsida, Poales, Poaceae.